UGCCGGGUGCCCCAAAAGCCCAGUGCCGCGCCGGCCGGCGCAGCCGUCGGAAACAGUUCGCGGAGCGAGUUCGGAUAAGGACGCCGUGGCGAGUCCCCACCGUGGUAUCGCCGGGCGUAACAUUCACGGUUCAGUUCGUUGGCACUCUCAGCUCAAGAGUGUCCGGACUUUUUCGGAAGCCGACCCUCAAAAGUGAUACUGUUGACCGAAAAUACACGCGAAAUAGACUAGUGACCGUGAAAAUCCGCCAAACCGAUGCUGUUGCGCGGUGUUUUGGCUUCUAAACCCUCAACCCGCCCCGACGGCAACCGCGCUAAAUCUGGAGCUGGGCUUCGUUGGCUGAGGAUUUUGUAACGUGGGUUCAUCAUGAGGCCGCGUGUACUGCUGUGAUGUGGUUGAAGAAAGCUCACUGGACUCACGUGUGGACAUUUCAAGUGUGAUCAUUCGUACCCUGCACUGAAAAAGGACACCAUUUAAGGAUGGAGUCGUUGACCAUGGACACGCUGCCGGACGACGAACUGAUGCAGGUCUUCAGCUACCUGCCCGUCGUCGCACUGCUCGGGUGCCGCGCGGUGUGUCGCCGAUGGAGGAAACUGGCGCUACACCCACACUUGUGGCGACGCUUGUCCACGCGUGACGCCACGCAGUUGCACUGGGCCGCUCUCCGCCUCGCCCCUUGUGUUCGCCGCCUAACAAUCGGCAGCUACGUCAAUAUGACAUCCUCUUGCCGAGCGAAUCUGGUCCACAGUGCGCUGCUGGCCGCGGACACGCAAUGCGCAGCAGCCGAGCUGGCUCUGGAGAUUUUGGACACACCAAUGCUGGUUGUGUGCACCCUCGCAGUCCGCAGACAGGCGGCGUUGGGCCGACUACGUCAGGUGAAAAUCUACCUUCAACUGCGCGGCACACGCGAUAGCGGCUGUAUCCCCGCCCUCCUGCAGGAAGUGCAAGCUGUGAAAGGUUUAGUGAAGCUGGAGCUGGAUGGUGUGCUGCCUUCAUCAAUUCCAGCGCUGCCGAAGACAGCCGUCCUCGACCGUGGCGCAGUGGAGCCGUGUCUCAUUCACUUCAAGUUCAACUUCUUGGAUGCUUCGGUGGGGCGGCAUCAGCUCCCCUUCUUGGCGGACCACUUGGCCACACUGGAGAAGAUUGAGACGAGAAGCCACCAUCCAGAACUCGCUGCUUUGGUAUCUAAUGCCCUCAGGCUUCGCAAGUUGGCCUGCCCCUUGCUCGACAACAUGAUGGCUCUCAAGGUCUGCCCAAGCCUGACGUCACUGCAUCUGCACUGCUUUAAGGACGACUCCCCCCAGGGUGCCAGUCGCCGCGCUGCCGUGAGCGCGUACCUGCGAGUGGCCACCUCGACGAAGCUCACGCGCCUCAAGCUGCAGUUCUACGCUUACGGGGACGCGCCCGAGCACGCCGCCCUGCUGCAGUCCGUGGCCGGGGAGAGCGCCACCCCCAGGCCCUCCACGCUGCGCUGCCUCGCCCUGGACUUCUGCUCCAACGACGAGGAUCGCCUCUGCGCGAAGGACUUCCCGCCGCUCGAGCUGCGACCCCUGGCCGCCGUCCUGGACCGCCUCACCAGCCUCAGGCACCUCAGCCUCGUGGCCGCGCCCGCGGACGCCUUCCUGGACGCCAUCAGUCCCGAGGCGCUGCCGGAACUCGUCAAGCUGAAGGUGUACUCGCUGGAAGACUGCAGCCACGAGUGGUUCCACUCCAGUGCGGUGACGGGCGUUCUGAAGCGCAACCCGCGUCUCCACUUGGUCAUCGAAAUGUGUGGCUGUUCCGAGCUGCUUCGAGAAUUGUUCCCAGAGACAGAAGACUGCACCUUCUGCGCCGAGGACUGCCGCCCUCGCUGCCCAGACCAUUUCUGGAAAGUCGGUGGCAAGGCCGUAUUUUUCUCCCACCUCGAGACUGAGAAAUGUGGACUCAUGGAAAUUCACAAACCUGUGUCUACAGGGCUUCAGUGGAUGAAGGUGUGACGUUUCUGAUUUGUACCGGAAUAUUGGAAGGAUGUUUUGUCAAACCCCCGCCACGGUUUCUUGCUGAAAUGUGUGCGUAAUUUACGAAUCUUUGUUUACCUUUUGUCUUUUACAUACAUUUCAUGUCGUGUGCUGCAUUCUUGGUUCGUUGGUAUUACCAAACCCUCGCGCUACUCACACACUUAAAAGAACAUCAUUAUUGAUAUGAAACUGUGACUGACUGUUUUGUUUAUUGUUUAAUGUUUGCGCAAUAGUUGUGUGAAUAAAAGCUUCUUUCUUUUGA
Messenger RNA from Thrips palmi, 2259 nucleotides. RefSeq lists its product as uncharacterized. The transcript has 8 exons. Gene Ontology annotation, biological process: positive regulation of protein ubiquitination; SCF-dependent proteasomal ubiquitin-dependent protein catabolic process. Gene Ontology annotation, molecular function: protein binding. Lineage: Eukaryota; Metazoa; Arthropoda; Insecta; Thysanoptera; Thripidae. Gene Ontology annotation, cellular component: SCF ubiquitin ligase complex. The record is from RefSeq and is a predicted model, not a curated record. Bases 480 to 1976 code for a protein of 498 amino acids.